AUCGAUCUUCUCGUAAUAUUCUGAUUUCUUAGUGGAAAUGACUGUUUGUUGUGACGACAUGAGAGAUAAUCUUGUAACAAUUAUUUUUGAUGAUGAUGAACAUAACUCUUUUAGGAAUAAAGGUAAAAGAUUUAAAAGACAAUUCAUUCGUUACGAGGCAGAUGAUGGUGAGAUUGCUUUUGAUCGAAUUGUUAAUAAUAGAUUAAUGGUCGAUUGUUUAAAUGAAACGAGCGUGUUUUUUGGCCAAAGUAAAAAAUCAAUUGAAUAUUUAAGCGAUGAAAUUUUAAUGUUUUUUAAGUGUUUAUUCAAUAACAAUACAUGGCUUAUAACCGAUGGAUUAAAUAAUUCAAGUAGCGUUUCCCAAAGAAUAGGUCAUUUAUUUAAAAAUGAAAAGUCAAUAUUUAUAAUUGGAGUUUGUUAUGGGAUAUUAGAAUUUAUAAAUUUUGAUAAAAGUAUUGUCUACGAUAAGAAAAAUCAAUUACAACAUAAUCAUAAAACUUUUUUCUACUUGAACGAUCAAAACGAUUAUUUAAAGUUUAUGCAAUCUUUCCAACGGAAACAACUCUUGAAUAACUUGAACUAUUAUAAUAGAAAUCUAUUUCGUAGUGUUUUCAUCGUUGCUGGUGGAGAUGAAAGUACGAUUUUACAAUUAAAAUCUUGGAAUCGAACCGUUAGUAAUUUAAUAUUAAUGAGAGAUGGAAAUGAUGAUAACGAUACAACUCCUCAAUAUUACGAAUACCCUAUAUUUAUUAUCAAAGGAAGUGGACAAAUAGCCGAUAUUCUUGCAAAAGCUGUUGAAAUAAUAAGAGAUACUUCGUUUGACAAUCCUUUUGAGGAAUUUGAGAGAGAGAUGGAUAAAAUAAAUAUUAACUGUUUAGAGAUAGGAAUGAGUAUUAAUGACUUUUAUAUUAUAGCCGAGUUAAAUGAAAGAAAGCGCAUUUGUAUCUUGACAGAUGAAGAGUGUAAAGAAGCUAAUGAGACAUUAAGACAAAUUAAUAAGUUUCAAAUAGCUCUAAAAAGUUCUCAAAUUUUAGAUAGAAAAGUAACUUCUCUUUCAUAUUUAUUCUCUGUUGUUGGUUUUCAAGGAAAUUUAUUUGCUACUAUUAAAACAAUUGAUACGAAAUUAUGGGAAGCAAUAAGUGAAAAAGCACUAAUACCUUAUUAUGAUCAACUUUUCUCCAAAAAGGAAUUACAAACUAGCAAUAAAUUACAUAUUUUGUUAAAUCACAUUUGUAAGCCAACAGUUAAAGGAAUUGAAAAUAGAAUAGUUUUAAUUAUGUAUUACGUCUUUGGUAAGAAAUCGAAUAUUUUAUAUAGGCCUUUUGGAAGUAAUGAUAGGCAAUAUGCAAUUUGGGAUUUACUUAUAUUUGGUAUUUUAUCCCAUAAUACAUGUCUAAUUGACUAUUUACUAUAUAAAACAAACCCAGUAGCAUCUUCCCUAGUAGCUUCCGUGAUCCUAAAUGGCUUGGCUAUAAAAAGUAAAGAGUAUGGCUUGUUAAAUUUAUACGAAGAAUUAACGGAAAGUGGCCAAAGAUAUAAUAUGCUGGCUAAGAAAAUUUAUCAUAGUCUCUUUGAUAAAUAUUGGAAUAAAUGCGACAUAUUUUUAGAUGCCCAUCUUCCUUUCGAUAGAAAUAGUGAAAGAACGAUUCUGGAAAUUGCACUGAACUGUAAUAUGAAACACCUUUUAGCUGAACCAGGUGUGCAGAAGAACGUUGAUUCAAUGUGGAAAUCAAACAAAGUUCCCUCUCAAAAAAAUGAUAGGGAAAAAUCAAUUUUCAACUGGAUUCUAACACCUCAACUCAAGUUCUUUUUAAAUAUUUUCUUCUAUUUGUCUUUUCUCUCGCUGUUUAGUUAUUUUAUAUUAAUUCUUCUCAACCCAAUUUCUAUACAAUCUAUUGGUGUUAUCGAAGUUUUAUUAUUAAUAUGGGUUAGCGGAUUAAUGAUGGAAGAAAUGCGGCAAAUUUACUAUACAUCUGCAAAAGUUUUCCCUUAUAAGGAAUUUUCAAAAAUCAUUGAUGAAGAUACAAAACAUUUCUCUGUUGACUUUUAUUACUUGGCAAAAUAUCGUGAUAUUAUCAUCAAUUAUCUGAGUAGUAAUUGGAAUAUUAUCGAUAUAUUAUCAAUUAUUUGCUUUUUUACAUCGUUUACACUGAGGUGUUUAUUAGGUAUUGAAAAAUUUGUUUUGGUUAGAAUAUUUUACGGUAUUACCCUUAUUUUAAUGUCAUCUAGAGUUUUACAAUUUAUGAAUUACAUUAAAUUUCUUGGACCUAAAGUUCUAACAAUGUUAGAAAUGACAAAAGAUUUGGUUAGAUUCCUUAUGGUAGCUGGUGUUUUCUUACUUAGUUUUGGUGUUGCUUAUCAGGCUAUGGUUGGGAAGUGGGUUAAAUAUUCCGGUAAAGCUAUUAAUAUUUUAGCUGCAAUAUUCGGAGAUCCAUUUUGGAGAAUAUUUGGGGAAUUGAAUUUAGAGAAAUUAAAUGAAGAUUCCGGGAGGCACGACAUACUCUCUUGGCUGUUACCCAUUUUGAUAGGAGUUUACUUGAUUGUAAUGAAUAUUCUUUUAAUUAAUUUACUGAUAGCCAUAUUCUCAAGUUCUUACAAUAGAAUAGAACAAGAAACAGAGCUGCUUUGGUCAGUUCAGUCCGUUAAAUUAACUUUUGAAUAUCUUGAAGAAUUAUACAUUCCUCCUCCACUAAAUUUAAUUGAUUAUUCUAUUAGAAUAAUAAUGUUCUUAUGGAAAAAGUAUAUGCGCUGUUGUGGUGAGAAUAAAAAUAUAGAGUGCCUCAGAAUAGGUAAAAGUAAAACAUUUAACAAGGUGGAAGAGACUAAAAUUGAUACAUCAGCCUCAAUUAAUUCCGUAAUAUCACAUUUAACAAAGUUUCCUGAUGAUAGUCUGAAUGAUCUGAUGAUAGAGGUUGCCGGAAAUGUCGCAAAGAUAGGUGAAAGAUUAAAUAACAUUGAACAAAAAUUAAAAACGAUUAUGUAAAAAUGAUUUGCUUUUAGUUUUAUCUAAGUCUUAUCUUCUUCUGUAAUACAUAUUCUAUGAUUAAAGUAACCGAUAUGUUAAGAUUAUUAUAUAGUACGUUCAUUUUUCAUUGACAAUUAUAAGAUGAUAUUUUCAAUAUUUUAAAAAGUAUACUAAAGUAACAUUCUCUCUCUCCUUUUUUAGCUAUUCGUUUUAUAUUUUGUACAAUAACCAAAGAUUGUGCUGUUCUUUAUCCCAUAGAGAAGCUUUCAGGAAGAAAGAUGGUUUAUAUUAGGUAGGAAUAAGAGAGAGAAUCAAACUCUAAAAAUUUUAUUGUUUUUUUAUUACUCAUGGACAAAUCGAGUAUUCUCUCUUCUAUCAAAAAGAGUCUGCAGCAUACAGAAGACGUCUAAAUGAAAGUAAGAAAAGUGAAGAAACCUUUGAAUAUCAGAAAAAGAUUGAUAUAAAAAAAUUGUUGUAAAUCAAUCUUAGAUAGAAAUUUUAGACU
Dimorphilus gyrociliatus is the source of this 3470-nucleotide messenger RNA. Lineage: Eukaryota; Metazoa; Annelida; Polychaeta; Dinophilidae. The record is from the annotation of a GenBank genome assembly.